Messenger RNA from Acipenser ruthenus (sterlet), 1984 nucleotides. Its product is annotated as cdc42 effector protein 2-like. The transcript has a single exon. Bases 390 to 1169 code for a protein of 259 amino acids. Lineage: Eukaryota; Metazoa; Chordata; Actinopteri; Acipenseriformes; Acipenseridae. The record is from RefSeq and is a predicted model, not a curated record.
UCGGAAUUCCAGGAGCGCUGGAUGAAAGAAGGGAUUAUUCCCAGCGGGGUAGAGGGGCCACCCACGUUUGUUUUCCUAAGGAUCGCCGCAUGCGUUUCAAGAGGAAUCUUCUGAAAAUUUCACUGUGAUAUUUUUUACCCCAGGCCCUGGUGGAGCAAUCGCCUCACUGGACUUGCCUAUAAAUGGAAGCUGAAAGUUGAAACAAUCUGCUUACUAAUGAACGGGUCACUGGAUGUCUCUGAUGCAAGUUACACAGUUCACCAUUGAUUGAUUAGUGUCGCAACCAGAUUUUCUUUCUGCUAAACCUGGCUAGUAAAGCUCAGCUUAUUUCUAUUCUCGACUUUAAGAUAGCAGUAGGGAUUCUGGGUAACAGCGUCAAAGCCAAGAAGAUGCCGGCUAAGACCCCCAUCUACUUGAAAACCUCCACCCCAAAGCGGGGCAAGAAACUCAAGCUGCGGGACAUCCUGUCCGGUGAUAUGAUCAGCCCCCCCCUGGGUGAUUUCCGUCACAGUGCCCACGUGGGGCCAGCAGGGGAGGAGGACAUGUUCGGGGACGUGAGCUUCAUGCAGGGCAAGCUGGAUCUGCUCCCAGAGACGGGCAGGAGGGCCAGCGAGGAGGCAGCUCAGGGCAGGACCCUCAGAGAUGGGUUCCCGGCCGGGAAAAAGAACCUCAGAGGCUCCCUGCUCAAGUGCGCCGUCUCCCUGCCCGCCUUCGGACAGGAGCUGCCUCCGCCCAAGCCUCCGAGGCUGCACCUGGGCGAUUGCUCGGGCCAGAGGUCCAUGUCGGUGAGCCACUCUGUGGAGACCGGGGGGUGCGGCGGCCAUUUCCGCGACGACGAGGAGCUGAGUUACUCCGCCUCCAUCCCGGCUGGUUUAGGGCACCUGCUGGCUUCCUCCGGCUCGCUGUCCGAGGGUUCCUCCGACGGCUCUGAGGGGAUGGGGGAAGGCUGCUCCUGCUACGGGCCCCUGGACCCCACGAAGGAGCUGAGUCUCGACUCGGACGCAGGCGUCAGCAACGAGGACCUGCUGAGCGAGGCCAGAGAGCCUGCCGGUGUUCCCAAGUCAGAGUCGCUCCUCGGGAUGGAUCUGGACCUGGGACCCUCCAUCCUGGAAGAUGUCCUGAGGAUUAUGGACACCUAUAAGAUGCGGGACGGGCACUGGGAGCUGUAGAACCUCCAUUUGGGGGUUAUUAAAAUUGUCUUGACUUUUUUUUUUAGCUUGACGGACUCAGUGUGUGUUUUCAAUCACAAGUCAUUUAUAACAAAACAAGAAUAAUGCAGUUUUCUGUUGAAUAUUUUAUAGAAGUAUAUUUAUUAAGGGUGAUUUUUGCCACCUGCAGUUUGCUCACACCUCACCCAAGUCGAUUAUAGUGACAUCUAGUGGUGGGAACAGGGAAGAACAGGACAAAGCAUGCAUCCUGACCGGACCAAUAAGCAAACAGUGGGCUUCAACAGCUUGAGAUUUGAAUUAGAGUUGAAGUCGGGGACAAUUUGCCGGCAGUUGGCUGCAGAAAAAAAUAACGACAAAACUGAACAAAAAACAAAUGAUUUUUUUUUUAUAUGGAGGGAUUAUCUCUGCAUGCUUCUGCUUUGAAGAGAGGACGGUGUGAGGAGACAUUUUUACCUGGAUUUAAAAACCGAGACAUUUGGGCAGUGAAACCAAAAAUUCAAAAUCUGCGAACCUGGAAACAAAAACUUAGGAAUACUGUUUUUAUGUGCAUUUUGGGGAACUUCAAAAAGACUGUUCUGUCUGUAUAAUAGGGCAGCAGUGUGGAGUAGUGGUUAGGGCUCUGGGCUCUUGACCGGAGGGUUGUGGGUUCAAUCCCUGGUAGGGGACACUGCUGCUGUACCCUUGAGCAAGGUACUUUACCUAGAUUGCUCCAGUAAAAACCCAACUGUAUAAAUGGGUAACUGUAUGUAAAAAUAAUGUGAUAUCUUGUAACAAUUGUAAGUCGCCCUGGAUAAGGGCGUCUGCUAAGAAAUAAA